AUGACUCAUCCGUUAAGAGUAGAUGAUUUUGUUGAUGAACUUAAAAAAUAUGAUAGAAAAGAAGAUUUUAUGACUUUAAUGAAAUCAUAUGAAUAAAGGUAUUCUAAUAUUCAAAAUUAGAUAUUAUGAUUAAUUUGAAUAAUUUGCAAAUAAUAAUUUUCCUCCUGAAUUAUAGAGGUAGCAAAUACCUAAACAAGAAAAUUAAUUCAAACAAUAACCUUAAUACUAAAAACCCCCUGUUGUUCGCUCAAGUUCUGCAAAUAAAUUAGAUUAUUAAGAUCAAUACUAAGUAUUUCCUUAAUAGUAAAUUUAACCACCUUAAAUACCCUAUAUACCUUAAAAACAGCAAUCAAGAGGAGAAAUUUAAGAUCCUUUUAAGAGACCAUAGGAUCAAUUUGAAUAUCGAUUAAAUCCUGUUACUCAAAAGGAUCCCUUUAGAGAUUUAAAUAAAUAACAAUAUAUUACAUAACAAAGAAAUCAUGCAUCAAUUCCAACUUAAUAAAUUCCAUUUUCCCCUUUUUCUCAAGGAUAAUCUGUAAUAAAUAAUGCUUAAUAAUUGGGCCAACCUUUUGGUAAUUAAGUUGGGGUAGUUCCAAUUAAUAAUCAAACAUUUCAGAAUUACGGAGUUUAAUAAUAAUAGUUUUAAGAACAAUCAAUAUACUAAUAAUAGCAAACUGCGUCUUACCCAAAAACUUGGUAAAACUAAUAAUAGUAAAUGGAUACAUUUCUUAAUGAUAUAAAAUCUUAAAGAAUCUAGAAGCAAUAAUAAUACAAAUGA
Messenger RNA from Paramecium pentaurelia, 778 nucleotides. The record is from the annotation of a GenBank genome assembly. Lineage: Eukaryota; Ciliophora; Oligohymenophorea; Peniculida; Parameciidae.